AUGGAGGUCAUGUCGCAGCCGCAGUGCGAGCGCCUUUUCACGGAACGAAUAGACUCGAAGCUGACUGGAUUCAAGAUGGAGCUCAGGCCUCACGGCCAACCGUGCGCAGUGCGCUUGCGGCGGUGCUCCGUGAACUUCGUGAGUGAGCAUCACCGCAUAGGACGAGGAAGGACGACGAAGGUCGAACACAACGAUGAACUGGAGGGGAAGGAGCAAGAAGUAGCGCACCCUGUCGACGGUGGCGGCGCCGUGUUCCGGACCAAGAGCGCGUGCCGCGGCGCCAUCCGCGGGAUGCUUAUGAAGGUUCUCCCGGCGCUCAUGCAGUACUACGACGUCGAGCGCACCGAGGAAGGCCAGUGGGACGAGUUCGUGCCCGCUGGUCUCGUGGAAAGAAUCGUCCAAGGAGCGGCCGGCGGCGGGAGCUACGCCUGCGACGUGUGGAUGCACGUGGAGCUGACGCGCGUGUACAGUGAGGCGAAGGAGCUGCUGCUAUUGUGCGAGGCCGUCGCCGUGGUACCGUCGAACUCUGCUCGUCGGUGUGCACCUGGUACGGGUGACGCGUGCCCAAUCUGCAUGGAGGAGCUGGCUGACGGCGUCACAGGCUUGCCCGGCUGUUCGCACGCCUUCCAUAGGGAAUGUAUCCUGGAGUGGUUCGGCAAGGCGCCGACGUGCCCGUGUUGCCGGCGCGACAUUGUUAGUUUUUGUAUUGCAGACGAAUAA
Molecule: messenger RNA, 720 nt
Organism: Lolium perenne
Lineage: Eukaryota; Viridiplantae; Streptophyta; Magnoliopsida; Poales; Poaceae
Source: RefSeq, a predicted model, not a curated record